This is a messenger RNA of Opisthocomus hoazin, 1533 nucleotides long. NCBI's taxonomy places the organism in Eukaryota, Metazoa, Chordata, Aves, Opisthocomiformes, Opisthocomidae. The record is from RefSeq and is a predicted model, not a curated record.
AUGUGCCGGACAGCCAUCCCGCAGGCCAGCAGUGUCCCUGACAUGGACAAUCUGUUCUUCACCAGCCUGAAGGCCAGGCUCAAGGUCUACAAGAACAUCGUUGACAGAGUUGACUUGUUCUGCAGCAACUGCAUGAAAGCCAGCGAGUUCUGGUGCUCCAAGUGUGAGGAGUUCCUCUGCACCAAGUGCUUCGAGGCCCACCAGCGCUACCUGAAGCGGGAGAGCCAUGAGGUCAAGAAGGUGGUGGACAUCAGGGCAGGGUCUGCUCAGGACUUUCUCGAGGACACCAGGAGGACAGAUAACUUGUCCUGCUCCAACCCGACCCACAAGAGCCAGACUGUAAGCAUCUACUGCAAGAAGUGCGAGAAGGCGCUGUGCUGUGUCUGCGCGCUGCUGGACAGCCAGCACGCCCCGUUCUGCGAUGUCCGCAGCGAGACCCGGCGCAGGCAGGAGGAGCUGGGCACCAUCAGCCGGGAGCUGAAGCAGAAGAGAAGCAUCUUCGAGGCCACCUUCACAGCGCUGCAGGACGAGGCGGCGCGGCUGGAGGAGGCGCAGCGGGAGAUGCGGGAGCUGAUCCGGCAGCGCGUGGAGCAGCUGGUGCGGCUGAUCCGUCGGGAGGAAGAGGAGCUGCUUGCGGGCGGUUGCAGCCGGCGACGGCCGGAGACCGAGCGCAGCCUGGGGACUUGGCCGAGUGCAGGGCCAGGCUGCAGGCGCUGGUGGAGCGCGUCACCGGGCACCCAGCACGACUGCCCAUCCGAUGAUGAGACCACCCUGAUCCUCGACCUUGAGCCUCCUGGGGAGCGUUGCCAACUGCAUGGAGGUCUUCCCACGAGGCUGCCUGCCCACCACAAGACCUGUGCUCCCGUGUCGGACCCCUCCGGUGGCAGAGGACAUGUGUGUCCAGACCAGGGAGGGGAUAUGUCCCCCACCCAGCCCGCACCUCCAGUCCUUCCGAUGCAGAGGGAUAAACAAGCAGAGGAAGUCUCGGGGUCAGCCCAUGGGGACACUGUGCCUCUUCCCAGGAGCAUCCAGGACUCUCUGGCCUCCCUGCGGGAAGAUUUUAGUGGCUGGACCAGGUCCAACGUGCAGCAGGCAGGAGAGCUCCUGAAGAUCAGCAAUCGCCUCCUGCAAGCUCAGCGCAGGGCGAACAGUCACCUGAUAUCCGUGACCCGGGAGAUCCGGGCCAUGUCCCGCUCCCUGGCCACCAUCGCCUCUACUGUGGCACCCUUGCUGCAGCCCGUGGCCACCCCACGAGACCCCCCCACCGCAGAGAUGGAAUGGCCAUCACUGCCCUCCGACUUGCUGGAGUUAUUCCCUCCCAACACCCCGCAGCAGCAUGAACCACGGGUCCCAGCGGCUGCUGCGGCCCCUUCCACCACCAGACGCCCUCCUGCCAACCCCCCCACCAGCCCAGUGCUCUCGGAGCCCUCCAGCCCAGCCUCCGAGGGGGAAUGCCCCAGAUCAAGGCACCCCGCUAGGAGCAAGCGUGGUGGGAAGCCCAGCACCAGACUUCAGAAGCGGAGGAAGAAGUGA